AUGUCAUCAAAAUUUGGACUUGAUUAUGCUAAACGAGUUGCCAAAUGUAAGAAAUGUCAACAACAGCUAUUAAAAGGAGAUUUACGAAUGUGGAGAAUGGUGCCUAAUCCUUUCACAGCAGAUUCUGGAAACCCAACAGAAAUGAAAAAUUAUUUUCAUCCUGAUUGCCUUUUUGAAACACUUAUACGUUGUCGUGCUACAACGAAGAUCAUUGAUUCACCAGAUGAUAUCGAAGGUUGGGAUAUUGCAAAUGAUGAUGACAAAGAAGCCAUCAUAGAGAAAAUUAGGAAUCUUUCGGAAAUACGAUUGAAAAAGUUUGGAGAUAAAGUGAAAACUUCAAUAUCAUCUCCUUCAAAAGACUCUAUCAAGCCAACCGUUACUAACGAAAUAUCUCCGAAAAAAGCAAAAGGCGAAAAAGUGAAGACGCCUACGUCUUCUCGAAGGAAAAUAAAAUAUGAAACUGUCGAGAAAAGUCCGAAAGAAUUGACUUCUGAAGAAAUUCGUGAUGGCAAAACAAACAUUUCCAAUAUGAAAAACGAACAAUCAACAGCACAAAUCUUGGAAUCAAAUAAAACAGAUGAUAGUAUUCAGAAGGUGGGAAGCAAAUUCGAUGUGUUCAAAUUGUUUUGCAAACUUUGUGAUGUGAUUGCAUCGGUAUCGAAGUACGCUGAGAAGACUGCAGCUGUUAAAAUAUUCAUUAACAAAGAAGGAUAUGAUGGUGACUUAUACUUAUUGCUGAAAUUUUUAAUCCCAGAAGCAGAUCAGCGAGUAUACAAUUUGAAAGCAAAACAGAUUAUAAAAAUCUUUUCUGCUCUCUUUGACUGGUCAGUUGACGAAUUGACAGAAUCAUAUAAUCAAACAGGCGAUGUUUCUGAGACGAUAUGUUCGUUUUGGUCGAAAUUAGAUAGUGAUCGAAAAAAAUCGAAAAUAACAAAUCAGAUGGUAGACGAUUGGUUAGAAAAACUGAGUGAAUUAACACGGGAAAAGGAGCAGCAAAUGCACUUCUCGGAAAUAUGUAAAUUAGUUUCAUGCCUGGAGUUGAAAUAUAUUAUCCGUUUGAUAAUGAAAGACUUGCGGGUAAAUGCGGGCGCAAAACAUAUGUUAGAAGGCUUAAAGAAAGGUGCGUAUGAAAUGUUUCAAAAUUCACGAAAUCUGCAAGGUGUCAUUGAAAAAUGUCAGUAUACUGAUAAAGAAAAGUUAUUGGAAAGUGGUAUAGUUUUGAAUACACCAAUUAAGCCUAUGCUUGCUGAACCAUGCCGAAGUAUUAAACAAGCAAUGGAAAAAUGUAACAAAGAAAUGUAUGCUGAAAUCAAAUAUGACGGAGAAAGAUUGCAAUUGCAUAAAGAUGGUAGCAAAUUCAUGUUUUUCUCACGAUCAUUGAAACCAACAGUAGACCACAAGGUGGUCGAUCUGAAUAAAAUAGUCUCAGAGGCAUUUCCAACAAGUAGAGAUUUAAUUGUUGAUGCAGAAAUGCUACUGAUUGAUACAAAUACUGGAAAACCGUUACCUUUUGGAACAUUAGGUAUCCAUAAAAAGAAGCAAUUCAAGGAUGCAGCAGUUUGUUUAUUUGUUUUCGAUUGCAUAUAUUACGAUAGCAAUUCGUUAAUAGAAAAGUCAUUAAGGGAAAGGCGAAAAUUUUUGGAGGACAAUAUGAAGGAAAUUCCAAAUCGUGUAUUAUUAUCCAGUUGUCAUCUUAUUAAAAAAGGAGAAAAUGAUAAGUUAGAAAUUUUGAUCUCGAAAACCAUUGAUGAGGGUCUAGAAGGUUUGGUCUUAAAAGAUUUGGAUUCAAUUUAUGAACCUGGAAAAAGGCAUUGGUUGAAGAUAAAGAAAGAUUACCUGCAAGGAGGUGAUAUGGCAGAUACAGCUGAUCUCAUUUUACUUGGUGCUUUUUAUGGGACAGGAAAUAAAGGCGGUACAAUGUCAGUGUUUUUAAUGGGUGUGUAUGAUAAGGAGAAGCAGAAAUUUUGCACAGUAACCAAAUGUGGCAACGGUCAUGAUGAUGCUACACUAGAACGUAUCAAUAAAGAAUUAGAACCAAAAAUGAAUAAGAUAUCACGGAAAUAUGAAAAUUUACCGGAAUGGAUUGAAUGCUCUCGAUCGCUUGUUCCAGAUUUCAUUGUUAUGGAUCCAAAAGAAUCACCAGUAUGGGAAAUUGCAGGAGCAGAAUUUACACGAUCAGAUAAUCACACAGCAUCAGGUAUAUCGAUACGUUUUCCGAGAGUAACAAAAAUUCGAGACGAUAAAAAUUGGGAAACGGCUACUAGCUUACAAGAACUUGAGAAACUUUUGGAACUUUCGAAAACAAAAACCGAUAUUAAGUCAGAAAUUGAUAGUGCUGAAUCUCUUGACACAAACGACAAAAUUGAUGCAGAAGAUGACAGGGAAGCUUCAAUAAUAAGAAAAAGAAAACGAGAAGCAAUUAGCGAUAAUUCUAAAAAUGAUGAACAAGCAGCUAGUGAUGAGGAAACAAAAACGAAAAGAGCAAAAAUACCAUGCAAGUAA
This is a messenger RNA of Brugia pahangi, 2502 nucleotides long. The record is from the annotation of a GenBank genome assembly. NCBI's taxonomy places the organism in Eukaryota, Metazoa, Nematoda, Chromadorea, Rhabditida, Onchocercidae.